AUGAAAAACACCAUCGAAUUCGACGAAAUCAUCAUUGACAGAGGAGAGGGACUACAGUAACUAAACCCCACUUUUUGCUCUUUUAUUCUCUUUUUCAGCUUGGCUUAUCUAUUUUUCGUAGUGCCGUUUAUAAUUUUACACGUGCAGUACUGUCUGUACGUUCGGAAGCAAAUGCGUAUUAAGAGACAGUUCCGGGCGGUCAUUCGGAGCACGAAAAGAAAUCGGAAAGGGGUGAAGCCGUCGGCUGAAUAA
Caenorhabditis sp. 36 PRJEB53466 is the source of this 252-nucleotide messenger RNA. The record is from the annotation of a GenBank genome assembly. NCBI's taxonomy places the organism in Eukaryota, Metazoa, Nematoda, Chromadorea, Rhabditida, Rhabditidae.